AUGAGAGCUCACCUUGAACUGCACAGUUUUACUAGUCUGCAGGAGCACAAGGACAACAUCACACCACAUCAUAGCAGUCUGAUGACCAUACAGACAACUCUACAACCAAUGGGCGUGGCUCAUUUCUUGACAAUGGAUGCUGAUUUGUUUGGAAAAUUACGAGAAUGGUUUAGUCUAAUGGCAGACAUGGAAGUAAAAGCAUCAUGUUCAUCUUUGGAAAGCUACCAAAGAUUGCACAGUCAAGCUGGAAUGAUUAGUCGAGAAUUUGAACUGAAGUCAUUUUUACGUGCUAAUCUACAGCUGCUGGAAUUUAACAGAUUUGCAUUUGAGCCACACAAGGACGAUACUGUAAAUCAGUUGGUGCAGGAAUAUGAAGCUGAUGUGAUACUGAACAAAGAGGCAAGGAAAUGUGCCACAAAAAUUACGAAAGAAAUUCGCACCAUUCGUGAGAAGACCAAAGCAUUGCGAGGCUUGCAGACUGUGUCCACUGCUUACACAACGACUCCUGAGUUUGGCAGUGCUGAUGCUCAAGUCGACGUUGAUCAACAAAUAGAUGAUAUUCAAAAUGCAAUUCGUAAGGCUGAGAUUCAGAAAUUGAAAGCAGAAGCUAGAUUAGUAGUUUUGAGAGAUGCUGGAGUGGAUGUCGAUCAGUGGAAGAAGUCAGCCGGUGUUUCAGACUCUCGAGAGAAUCUUCUCAAUGUUGGGGACAGUAACAUGUCUGGAAGUCUUUUGUCUCUUGAGACGACAAGCGAAGCACCAAAUGGAAGUGUCGACUUUGAAAGUUCUCCAGAAGGAUCAUUUGGCGAAAAUCAAUUUACUGGCUUAGAUGACGAUGAUGACGAUCAAAGUUCAAAUCGCCAUUUCGACAUGCCACGCAAGGGUAUUGUCUUGUAUGACUACGAGGCAACUAAGGAGGAUGAGCUGUCAAUUCAUGAAGGAGAGGAGGUGUCGGUUCCUUGGUAUGAUGGGUUCGGAUGGUGUAAGGGUUGUAAUUCAUUAGGAAUCGAAGGGUUCUUUCCUGAAUCCUACGUCGAAGUUUCCGAGGAUUCGCCACCUCAAGAUUUGACAUUUCAGUCUCGAAAUGAUGCCGACACUACGCUAACUGAUGAAAGAGUUCAAGACAAUAUUCGAGUGCUGAGAGCUCUCUACUCUUACAGGGCAAGCGGCAAUGAUGAACUUUCUUUUCCUGAGGGAGCAAUCAUCAAGUUACUACGCAAAGAUGACAACGGUGUUGAUGAUGGGUUUUGGGAAGGCGAAUAUGAAGGUCGUGUUGGAGUCUUUCCAUCUAUUCUUGUGGAGCAGGUAGACAGUGUGAGCAGUUUGGACUCGGGUAGUGCUUUCUCACCUCCUGGGGACUACGUACUGCCACCAAUGAGCGAUUUGGUUUCUGGGUCACCAAUCUUGCAGUCUCCUUUAUCUGCACGCGAGUCACACGAGUCUAGUAGUUUUGAUUAG
Messenger RNA from Corticium candelabrum, 1455 nucleotides. RefSeq names its product F-BAR and double SH3 domains protein 2-like. Lineage: Eukaryota; Metazoa; Porifera; Homoscleromorpha; Homosclerophorida; Plakinidae. Gene Ontology annotation, molecular function: protein binding. Gene Ontology annotation, biological process: neuromuscular synaptic transmission; regulation of actin filament polymerization. Gene Ontology annotation, cellular component: neuromuscular junction; recycling endosome. The coding region runs from base 1 to 1455 and encodes 484 amino acids. The record is from RefSeq and is a predicted model, not a curated record. The transcript is spliced from 10 exons.